AUGAUGGGAAUUGAGUCUAAACGUGUGGAGACCAAAUCGACGGAUGAGUCUGUAGUCAUAGUAACUAUCAGACAAGACAUGACCCGUGGAGAAGAUCAAGAUAUCAAAAUGCCACAUGUAUACCGGGAGAAAUCUAAGGGUGGGCAGACUGUAACAGAAGAUGUUAGAGUUAGAUUCAGAGGAUGCUUUCACUGUGGAAAACGUGGACAUAAGUGGCAGCGAUGCUUCAAAAGGAAGAGGAGGGAAAUUGGAUCUUUUUGA
Arabis nemorensis is the source of this 261-nucleotide messenger RNA. NCBI's taxonomy places the organism in Eukaryota, Viridiplantae, Streptophyta, Magnoliopsida, Brassicales, Brassicaceae. The record is from the annotation of a GenBank genome assembly.